AUGGGGGAGGGCAAGAAACACGAGCGCAGCGCGUCCUCGGACUUGUUGAAGCACCCCUCUACAAAACGGGCGAAGGAGGUCGAUUCUACAGACAACCCUUACAAGAAACUCAAAGAGCGCAUUGAAGCGCACUCCUCUUUGUCAAAUAUCAAACCACGCACUGUUCUGCACUGGUUCCGCUCGAAAGAUCUGCGGGCAGAGGACAACCGCGCGCUGCACGCCGCAUCACAGCAAGCGCGCGAAAGCGGAAGCACCUUAAUCACCUGUUUCCUAUACUCACCCAAAGAUCUACAAUGGCAUGGCACUUCACCCGCGCGGUCAGACUUCAUGUUCGAAUCUCUGCGUCUAGUGCAGGAACAACUCGACGGUCUAAACAUCCCACUUAUCAUCCUGGCCGCUGAGGAACGGGGCCAGAAAGGUGAGAAGAUCAUGGAGUUUAUUGCGAAAUAUGACGUCAGCCACGUGUACGCAAAUUAUGAGUACGAGGUCGAUGAGAUCCGGCGGGAUCUGGAUCUCCUCGAUCGCAUCGAAGCGGACGGAAACGUCCACUUCGACCUGCACCAUGAUCAGACUGUGGUCGAACCGGGGACCCUCCUCACAGGAUCCGGGGGUCCGCAUAAAGUAUUCACGCCGUACCAUAAGGCGUGGCUAAGUACUGUAUCCGAGGACCCAAGUCUCAUUGACACGGUUGGCCUGCCAUCUGCCAACGACAAAGCCGCGCGACAGAAAUUACAGGAGUUAUUUAGGUCCCAGAAGACUUUCCCAAGACUCCCCAAAGACAAAUUAUUCCCAUCCGAUGAAGAUCGUGAUCGAAUACGCGGUUUGUGGCCAGCAGGCCACGAAGCAGCCAUGAAACGUUUACGGAAAUUCCUAAACGAGAAAGUGGACUCAUACGCGAAGCACCGCUCCAUCCCGGCCGAGGACAACGCAUCGCGUAUGUCGGCGUACUUCGCCGCAGGCGUGGUAUCGGUACGGGAAGUCCUCUCCACAUCGCGCAAGGAGCGCAACAGCGGCAGCGCGGAUUUCUCGUCUUCAGGCAAUGAAGAGGGUCUCGCAGCAUGGGUACGCGAGCUCGUGUUUCGCGAGUUUUAUCGACAUAUGAUGGUAGUGACGCCGCACAACAGCAUGAACCUCCCGCAGAACCUAAAGUUCAACUUCGUGGAAUGGGAGGAGGAUGAUGAUGGAUGGCGCAAGUGGUGCGAGGGCACCACGGGCGUUCCCUUCGUCGACGCCGGCAUGCGCCAGCUGAUAGCCGAGGCGUACAUGCACAACCGUCUGCGGAUGAACGUCGCCUCGUACCUGCGCACGAACCUGCUUCUCGACUACCGCCGGGGCGAGCGGUGGUUCGCGGAGAACCUGGUGGACUGGGACCUAUGCAACAACACGCAGGGGUGGGAGCCGAGUUACACCGUCUUCAACCCCAUCUCGCAGGCCGAGAAAUGCGAUCCGCACGGCGAUUACAUCCGGAAAUACGUCCCGGAGUUGAGGGACGUGAAAGGGAAGGCUAUCUUCGAUCCUUUUCAUCGCUUGGAUAAGGACGCGUUCGAGAAGUUGGGUUACCCGAAGCCGCACGUGGAUUGGAAGCAGAGCAAGGAGAGGGCCUUGCAGCGUUAUAAACGGGACAUGGCGGAUGCUGACCCGUGA
Molecule: messenger RNA, 1644 nt
Organism: Xylaria bambusicola
Lineage: Eukaryota; Fungi; Ascomycota; Sordariomycetes; Xylariales; Xylariaceae
Product: DNA photolyase, FAD-binding/Cryptochrome
Exons: 1
Coding region: 1-1644 (547 amino acids)
Biological process (GO): entrainment of circadian clock by photoperiod; circadian regulation of gene expression
Cellular component (GO): nucleus; cytoplasm
Molecular function (GO): DNA binding; FAD binding
Source: RefSeq, a predicted model, not a curated record